Molecule: messenger RNA, 1764 nt
Organism: Eruca vesicaria subsp. sativa (arugula)
Lineage: Eukaryota; Viridiplantae; Streptophyta; Magnoliopsida; Brassicales; Brassicaceae
Source: the annotation of a GenBank genome assembly
AUGGCUACGGGGAUGAUUGGUACUAGGCCCUUAACGAAGGAGGAAAGUGAACUUGAGUUACUAUAUGGUAAACCUGUUACCGUUUACCACAUUCUUCAAUCUUUCUCACGAGACAGGGGCGUGAAACAUCAUCUGAAGGCAUCGCAUGACUUAUUUGACUUUAAUUUUCGGCUGUCCGAGAAUGGUCAUCCGAAUUUCGAUGUCUCCGUGAAACCUGAUGCAUUCAAAAAUGGGUUACUAAAUUUUGAUUUAGAGGAGCACCCUCGCGUUAAUUACAAAUAUCGCUCGAAAUCUCGUAAGCGAGGCCAAAGAGUUGGUCGUAAGGAACGUAAAAGUUGUAAGAUUUUUGAUAAGUACGCAGACGUUGUCCCUCGUGACGAGACAAAUGAAUUGCCUCAUGUGAACGGUAAUAACAUUUCAUCAGCCCUAACAAGUACUCACUUGUCGGAGAAUUCCAACGACAUUCCGACAAUAACUCAACCAGAGAUAGGUCAGUGUUCUAAGGGGACUCAUGUGAACGGUGCCCUAGCAAGAACUCAACCAGAGAUAGGUCAGUGUUCUAAGGGGCCUCAUGUGAACGGUGGUAAUGUCUCAUCAGCCCUACCAAGAACUCAACCAGAGAUAGGUCAGUGUUCUAAGGGGCCUCAUGUGAACGGUGGUAAUGUCUCAUCAGCCCUACCAAGAACUCACUUUUCGGAGAAUAUCAACGACAUUCAGACAAUAACUCAACCAGAGAUAGGUCAGUGUUCUAAGGGUCCUCAUGUGAACGGUGAUAAUGUCUCAUCAGCCCUAGCAAGAACUCAAUUGCCGGAGAAUUCCAGCGACAUUCCGACAAUAACUCAAUUAGAGAUAGGUCAGUGUUCUAAGGGGCCUCAUGUGAACGGUGAUAACAUAUCAACCUCCCUAACAAGAACUCCCUUGUCGAGAAAGACUACCCAGAUUCAGACAAGAACUCAACCAAAGAGAGGUCAGUCUUCUAACACUAAGGGCCCUGAUGAGAACGGUGAUAAUAUCUCAUCCUCCCUAACAAGAACUCCCUUGUCGAAAAAGACUACACUCAUUAAGACAAGAUUUCAACCAAAGAGAGGUCAGUCAUCUAAAGCUAAGGGCCCUGAUGUGAACGGAACCUCCCUAGCAAGAACUCGCUUGACGAGAAAGGCUAGCCACAUUCAGACAGUAACUCAACCAGAGAUAGGUCAGUCUUCUAAAGCUAAGAGGCCUGGUGCUACUAGGAGAAAAGGGUUUCAUCCACAGCGGAUAGAGGAUGAAGGAACCGAUCUUCUGAGGAGUCGGCAGUUCUAUCAUUCUCGAACAUUACAGCCAAUGACUCUGGAAGAAGUAUUGUCUGAAGCCGACAGCGAUAAUGAACGUGAUGAAGUUUUUCAAGAUCUUCAAGAACGCUUGAGGCUUAAUCAGUUGGUGGAUGCGACCGAUGAGCAAAAGAGAUUCAUGAGCCUUUGGAACAAUUUCAUGAGAAAUCAAACGGUGGUUGGAGAUAAACAUGUUCCUUUGGCAUGUGAAAAGUUCGUAAAACUUCAUGCGAAAGAGCUGAUCAAAAUUGAAAUGAUCUGGCAAUGGAAAACUUUCGCACUUUAUAAACUAUGCUCAUACCGUCUGAUAUCCGCCGAGACCAUGGAUAAAUGCAGUAUCAUCCUCCAAAACGCAAAGGAUAAAGAACCAGCAGAAGAGGAUGCAGAUGCAGCAAGAGCUGCAAAUCUGGCAGCAGCUGCAGCAGCCUUAAAAUUUUAUGGUAAUGGAGCUUGA